Molecule: messenger RNA, 1032 nt
Organism: Penicillium riverlandense
Lineage: Eukaryota; Fungi; Ascomycota; Eurotiomycetes; Eurotiales; Aspergillaceae
Exons: 2
Coding region: 1-1032 (343 amino acids)
Source: RefSeq, a predicted model, not a curated record
AUGUCCAAAAGAGGAACGUGGGUUUUAGACCCGAGCAUCGACAACGACAGGCUUGAAAUGCUAUACGGGCAGCUAGCGGGAAUUCUACUUCAGCUCUCUACACCCUCUUUACCUCUCAUAGGAUCUCUCAGCCAGAUCGAUGACUUCACCUGGGAAGUAGCACGCCGGCCUUUGUCAAUGAAUAUGAACGAACUUGUCCGUCUAGGAGGCUUACCGCGGUCGAAACUACCUGAGCUAUGUGCUACAUUCAAUACCUCUUCGUCAUAUCUCGAAGCGCUUGCAGAUCUCAAAAUUGAGCAUUUGGUCCACCAAAGAAAUGAUGCCGUGGAGUCUGCAGACGACUGUCGGCGAAAAUUCGUGGCGCGGCAGCUUUUUCGUAAGCUCGCUAGGGACAAGCGUCUCACAAACCCAUUGUUGGAGAAUGGGCCUUUCAAAAUUUGGUGUGAUGACUUACGGCCGGCUAAUGUGCUUCUCAAUGAGAGUAUGCGAAUUGCCGGCGUGGUAGAUUGGGUGUUCACAUACGCAGCUCCCGUUGAGUUUUCCCAUGCGCCGCCUUGGUGGCUGCUUAUUGAGAAGCCCGAGCUCUGGUCAAAAGGCAUUGAGGAUUGGACAACAGUGUUUGAUUAUCGUCUUAAGACGUUCCUCAAGGUGAUGAAGGAUUGUGAAGACACAGCAAUUCAACGGGGUAGCUUGGGAGAAGACCAGCGACUCUCCGGUCCUAUGCAUGAGAGCUGGGAGAGUGGAAAGAUCGACCCGCGAUUUUUUGGACCCACCGAAAAUCCCGAGGGCGCGUGGAAAGAGAGACUCGACUUGUUGGAUGAGAAGGAAAAGGAUGAGAUGGAACUACUGGUAAUUCGGAAACUGAAAGAGAUGGAUACUAGGACUCUGGCAUGGGACCCGGAUGAGUAUACCGUGGCUUUUCGCCAGCAAUUGAAGAGUCGGGAAGAAACAGAAAAGGAAGGAAAAGUGAGACUCGAGGACAACGGGUUGAAGGAGGAUGGUCAAUGGGACCGAAGCAACGGUACGCUUUGA